This is a messenger RNA of Tachysurus vachellii, 2199 nucleotides long. RefSeq names its product family with sequence similarity 98 member A (gene tslig3a). The record is from RefSeq and is a predicted model, not a curated record. The transcript has 8 exons. Lineage: Eukaryota; Metazoa; Chordata; Actinopteri; Siluriformes; Bagridae. Gene Ontology annotation, cellular component: tRNA-splicing ligase complex. Bases 100 to 1653 code for a protein of 517 amino acids.
GGACCCCUGUCCUGCCAACUGAGCAUAUGAUGCAGCUUCUGUGUUAAUGACGGUUUGUUCUUUAUCUCUGUAUUAAAGCUGAAAUAAAGGGGUUUCUACAUGGAGACCGACAUUCUGGACUCUCUGGAGGAUUUGGGGUAUCAGGGGCCACUGUUAGAUGAUGAAGCUCUGCAGGCGGCUAUCAGCGGCGGUGCUUCGUCUCCCGAGUUCACCAAACUGUGUGCAUGGCUCGUCUCUGAACUCAAACUGUACUGCAGACUGGAGGAGAACGUCCACGCCACCAACUGUCCAAGCGAGGCUGAGGGUUUCCAGUUGGAGAUGAGCGGUUUGCUAACAGAGUUAGCAUGUCCAUACUCCUGUCUUACACGUGGAGAUGUUACACACCGUCUGCUGAAUGCCAACAACUGUCAACUACUGCUCACGUUCCUGAUCUCGGAGCUGGAAGCUGCUCGGAUGUUGUUGGUGAACGCUCCUCAGAGGAAAGCUCAGGAUGUUGGAGGAGGAAGUGGCUGCAGUGAGCACUUCCUGGAGCUGAAGGGCAUCUGUGUGUCUCUGAGCAUGUCCAAGCCUCCCGCUAACAUCACCAUGUUCCAGUUCUUCAGUGGCAUCGAGAAAAAACUGAAGGAGGUGUUAUCUAAAGUUCCUCCUCGUCACGUCGGUGAGCCUCUGAUGACCAAAACCCUCGGUCCUCUUCACUGGGAAAAACUUGAAGUUAUUAACCAGGCUCUUGUGAAUGAGUAUGAGGUGAGGAGGAAGAUGUUGCUGAAGCGUCUGGACGUGACGGUACAGUCCUUCGGCUGGUCGGACAGAGCCAAGAGUCAGACUGAGAAGUUGGCUAAAGUGUACCAGCCCCUGCGCUCAACGCUCGGCGGUAAGAGCCACGUGUCUGUCGCACACCUUCUCGCUGCCCGAGAGGAUUUAUCCAAAAUCCUGCGCACGAGCAGCGGCAAGACCCGAGAAAAAACCUCCUGCGCCAUCAAUAAGGUUCUGAUGGGACGUGUUCCAGAUCGUGGUGGAAGACCAAACGAAAUCGAGCCUCCUCCUCCGGAGAUGCCAGUGUGGCAGAAGCGCCAAGACGGUCCGACAGGGGGUGGCGUAGGGAGAGGGGGAGGAAGGGGUGGCUACGAUCAGCACCAAGGAGGACGAGGAGGGGGUGGAAGAGGGGAAAGAGGGAGUAAAGUACAAGGAGGCUGGUCAGAUGGUGGGAAUCAGGGUCAUUAUCAAGAUGGAGGAAGAGGAGGGUACCGUGGAGGCUACCAGGGUGGGCAAGGAGGGCCAGGAUACACAGCAGGAGGAUAUCAAGGGCAAGGAUACCAAGGUGGAGGGGGGCAUCAAGGGCAAGGAUACCAAAGUGGAGGGUAUCAAGGGGGUAACCAAGGACAGGGGUACUCUGGAGGAGGUUAUCAGGGGGGACAACAAGGACAAGAAGGUGGUAAAAAAGGGCACUACCAAGAUGGAGGGCGACAACAGGAACGAGGAGGUAGAGGGGGGCGUGGAGGGCGGGGACGAGGAGGACGAGGUGGGCAAAGCGGAGGCUGGGGUGGAAGGGGGGGGCAGAAUUUUAACCAAGGAGGGCAGUUUGAGCAGUUCUUCCAGCAUGGUGGGCAACAGUAUAACCAGUCGGGGUUUGGGCAGGGGUUUUACUCCAGCUGAGACUUAGAACAGGAAUUGCUUUAAAAUCUUAUAAAGAUAGCCAACUUUGAUGUAUUUGGAAAAUGAGAUCAAUUACAAAGAAACAGCAGCGGUUGCUUUUCUUGUUCGUCUGCUGACAGACACAAGCUUAGCUUAGCUAAGUCUAAUAUACUUUAAGACCUUUGGGAUGCGUAAGACUGACAGUAUAACGGUUAUUUUUUGUUUUCAAAAAGCCUUAACUUGAAGUGUUUACCACAAGAAUCAUUGAUGUUUGUGUUAUUUAUUGCAGCACUUGACGGUUGAUUUUCUUUGAGCCUUUUCAGCACACUAUAACUCUACAUUGUAGUGUUUUUCCUUUCGUUUCAAACACCUGUUUACAAAAAAUGGAUGACGAGGGAGGGAGAUGUUUCAUCACCUAAUGCAUGAGUGUUAACUUUAAGCUUUGAGUGGAAGAAAAGAGGUUUUCGUUGAAGAAUUCCCAUUGCGGUUUGUUUGAGGAAUUCAUUUUGUAAGUGUGUUUUGAGUGUGUGUGCGAAGACUGACAGCAAUAAAGCAAAGUAUGGUGUG